Penicillium malachiteum is the source of this 942-nucleotide messenger RNA. RefSeq lists its product as uncharacterized. Bases 1 to 942 code for a protein of 313 amino acids. The record is from RefSeq and is a predicted model, not a curated record. Lineage: Eukaryota; Fungi; Ascomycota; Eurotiomycetes; Eurotiales; Aspergillaceae. The transcript has 4 exons.
AUGGAGUCCUCUCAAGCUUCCCAAGUCGAUGAUAUCACUUGGCAUAUCUAUGUGGGAACUAUCACUACUGUUGUGCCUGCAACUGUUGCGGUUCUUUUGAGAUUCGCUGCACGCCGCGUUUCUAGAGCCGGGCUAUGGUGGGAUGAUUAUACCAUUGCUAUAGCUCUGGUCAUCAACUGGGUUAUGGCAGCUCUGAGAUGGGCACAGAUUCUCCUUAAUUAUUAUGGUCCCAAUUGCAAUGCUCUUUCACCAGGAAAUGUCCAAGCAUUUGGAAAGACCUUUCUCGCCAUUCAAUUAGUAUACUUCCUCAAUGCCGUUUUCACGAAGGCAUCGCUUCUCCUGCUAUAUUAUCGCAUCUUCGGCGUUGUUAGAGGAUUUCGAUGGGCUCUCUGGGUGUCUGGAUUCCUAGUGGUCGCUUAUUGGAUUGCGUGCACUCUUGUUACUAUUUUUGAGUGCUGGCCAAUACCCAAACUCUGGAAUCCCAAUCUACCAGGGAAAUGUAUCAAUAUUGGAGCAUUUGGACGCUGGAGUGGUCUCGCAAAUGUUAUCAUCGAUAUCUUGAUACUUUGUCUUCCUUAUCCCAUGGCUUGGCGAUUACAGGUGACAUUGAGACAAAAACUAAUACUGACGGGUAUUUUUCUUCUGGGAACAUUUGUCUGUAUUGUAUCAGUUCUUCGAGUAACAAGUUUCGACUACGAUAAUCUAGGAGACGGUUCGUGUAAGAGCAUCGAACCGGCAACUUGGUCAUCGAUUGAACAGUCAGUUGGCAUCAUAUGUGCCUGUCUGCCGACUCUGAGACCAUUUUUCCGAUGGCUAUAUGACAGCUCAAAAAAUACCACAAGAAAAAGAGACAGUGCCCUAUCUGGUUGCUCAAAGCAAACACCCCUUGCUUGUCGGGGCUCCCAGGCGGACGAGGAAAAUGGGCUUGGAGUCCUUCAAUGA